Lactuca sativa (garden lettuce) is the source of this 2737-nucleotide messenger RNA. Its product is annotated as pentatricopeptide repeat-containing protein At3g49170, chloroplastic. Gene Ontology annotation, biological process: RNA modification. Gene Ontology annotation, molecular function: RNA binding; protein binding. The record is from RefSeq and is a predicted model, not a curated record. Lineage: Eukaryota; Viridiplantae; Streptophyta; Magnoliopsida; Asterales; Asteraceae.
UAUUCCGGGUUAAACCCGUGUAAGUUGCAGCACCCGGCGGGAUAACAUCCUUCAAACCGUUAUCCCUUUCUCCUUCACUGUCUGCUUCAAGUCUGUAAUUUCCUUCAACCAAUAAACUCCAUCUUCCACUCCCUCACUCUUGAUUUUCUUGCAAGUUUGACAUGCAAUUCAGGUGUUCGAUGAAAUGCCUGAUGCCCUGAACAAUAUCUUCUUUAGGCAUGAACUCAAAUUCCGAUUCUUUUCUUCUUGAAGAUGAUUCUUCAUUGUCUGCUCCCUUGUUUUGAAGAUUCCUUAAAAGCGAUAACUGAUACAUCUGAGUUCUGACUAUUUACAAUGGCAACCGAUUUAUUAGUAAAAAGCACAUGUCUUGAUUUCUCUUCUAAGCUUGGCUUAUUCACCUCAAAUUCACAUAACAGAGCUAAAAGUUCAACAAAAUCUUUGUCCUCUCUCCCUACCUGUAAAAAUCGGGUAGUCCAAAUCCAAAGUUACAGUGAUCAAAUUCAUGUCCAGAAAUUGGUCAACUUCCUCCAUGAAUGUUCACGAAAAAAAUCCAUCAAAGAAGCAAAAGCAAUUCAUGGGUAUGUGUUAAAAUCCAAUUAUUCCAAUGAAGACUUACUGAUAUUACUCAAUCAUGUAGCUCACACAUACUCAAAGUGCUCAAAUUUGAAAGAAGCUCAGUUAUUAUUCAACACAAUGUGUGAAAAAAAUGUUUUUUCAUGGACUGUAAUGGUUACAGGAUCAACAGAGAAUGGGCUAUUUCAUGAUGCAUUCAGAUACUUCAUUGAGAUGCAAACUUAUGGGAUAUUUCCAGAUGCAUUCACCUAUUCUGCAUUUAUUCAAUUAUGUCUAGGCCUUGAUUAUCUUAAUUUGGGAAAAAUGAUACACGCACAGAUAAUUAAAACAAGAUACACAUUAAAUGUUCGUGUUGCCACAUCACUUCUUAACAUGUAUGCAAAGAUGAGAAAGGUUAAUGAUUCAUGGAAAGUUUUCUCUUCAAUGGAAGAACAUAAUGAAGUUUCAUGGAAUGCUUUGAUAUCAGGGUUCACAGAAAAUGGUCUCUUUGCAAAAGCAUUUGAUUCUUUUCUUGAAAUGAUUGAAAAAGGAUUUACUCCUAAUAAAUUCACAUUUGUCAGCGUUCUAAAGGCAAUUGGGAAAUUGCAUGAUGUUAAUAAAGGCAAACAUGUCCAUAAAUGCAUUGUUGAAUCGGAUAUGGAGUCUGAUGUUUUUGUGGGAACUUCAUUAAUUGAUAUGUACUCAAAAUGUGGAGAUAUAUCGGAUGCUAGAUUUGUUUUUGAAACAAACUUCAUCACUUGUUCUUUAAACAUGCCAUGGAAUGCAAUGCUUUCAGGCUACAUACAAUGUAAUUGCAUCCAAGAAGCUCUAGAGCUUUAUAUAAGAAUGUGUGAAUCCAAUAUAAAAUCAGACGUUUACACUUAUUGUAGUGUAUUUACCGCAAUUGCCACUAUGAAAAGUUUAAGGUUAGUGAGACAAGUUCAUGGGAUUGUGAAAAAAUCUGGAUACGAAUCAUAUGACAAUGACAAUGACACUGUGUCCUUAAGUGUUAGAAAUGCAAUUGGAGAUGCAUACGCUAAAUGUGGUUCACUUGAAGAUGUAAAGACAGUGUUUGAUAAAGUAAAGGAACGAGACGUAGUAUCGUGGACAAUCUUGAUGAGUUGUUAUUCUCGGUGUCUUCAAUGGGAGGAAGCGCUUGUGAUUUUCUCGGAGAUGAGAAAAGACGGUUUUACCCCUAAUCAGUUUACGUUUUCUAAUGCACUUGUAGCGUGUGCUAGUCUUUGUUUUCUUGAAUAUGGUCGACAACUUCAUGGGCUUAUAUGGAAAACCGGAUGGAAUACUGAUAAAUGUAUAGAAAGUGGUUUGAUUGAUAUGUAUGCAAAAUGUGGAAGCUUAAAUGAUGCGAAAAUUGUAUUCGAGAGUGUAAAUAAUCAUGAUGUUGUGACAUGGACAUCUAUUAUUUCAAGCUAUGCACAACAUGGUGAUGUUGUUAAUGCUCUUGAAAUGUUCAAGAAGAUGAAAGAUCAUGGUUUUGAACCGAAUUCUAUCACAAUGUUGUGUGUUUUGUUUGCUUGUAGCCAUGGAGGUAGGGUAGAAGAAGGACUUUAUUAUUUCAAAACCAUGAAGGAAAUUUACAAUUUAGUCCCUCAAAUGGAGCAUUAUAGUUGUGUUGUUGAUAUGUUAGGUCGUGUUGGACGUAUAAAUGAUGCAUAUGAGUUUAUAAAGAAAAUGGACGUAGAACCGAAUGUAAUGGUUUGGGAGAAUUUGUUAGGAGCAUGUAGGGUUUAUGGAAAUAUUGAAUUAGGAGAGAUAGCUGCAAAAAAGAUAAUUUCAAUUAAUCCACAUGAUUCGUCUCCUUAUGUUCUUCUUUCUAAUGCGUAUGUGCAAAGAGGGAGUUUUAUGGAAGGAAUUGGAGUGAGAAAUGUGAUGAAAGAAAGAGGAGUUAAGAAGGAAGCGGGGUGUAGUUGGAUAUGUGUUAGAGGUAGAGUUCAUAAGUUUUAUGCAAAAGAUGAAGAACAUGAAGAAAAAAAUGAAUUAUAUUUUGUGUUGGAUGUGUUGAAAGAAAAGCUAAGAGAUAUGGGUUAUAUACCGGAUUUAAGAUACGUAUUGGAAAGUGAUUCUUGAAGUAUAAGAAUGUGAUAUCUUAAAAUGUUUCUUCAAUAAUAAGAAUCUCAUUAUAACGAGUUACGUUUAUUGUAUUUAAUUGUAUUAUUGGAAUUUUAAA